Molecule: messenger RNA, 841 nt
Organism: Ricinus communis (castor bean)
Lineage: Eukaryota; Viridiplantae; Streptophyta; Magnoliopsida; Malpighiales; Euphorbiaceae
Exons: 3
Coding region: 225-503 (92 amino acids)
Source: RefSeq, a predicted model, not a curated record
UUUCGACUUAAAUUGCGGUAAAGUCUUCCUAAACAAAGAUGUUUAUGUUCCUAUCGCUUUUUGACUUUUGGGAAGCAUGAUAACUACUGUUAAAUUUCUCCAUCAUUACAUGUGUCCAGGAGAAUCUCCAGUGGUGUGUAAAUGUAUAAAUUGAGUACUCUUGCUUUUAUCAGCAGCAGCAUACUAAGAAGCAUAGUCUCUAAGGAAAACUUGUUUCUUUGAAAAUGGCAGGCACUUUCCUACGCUUACUAGUACUUUUCUUGGGGAUUUCUAACCUUAUUUGCUUGAAUGCUAUCCCGAUUACAAGAAUUGGAAGACUAACUCAUGGACCUCAAGUUCUUACAGUUUCAGAGACUACUCACAUGGUAGCUAAGGAUAAAAAUUUGGAGGAACAUGAGAAUCUUGAAGAAAGGAUAGCUGCAGAGCUAAAUGAUUACCCUGGAUCCGGUGCGAAUCACCGCCAUACUCCAUGGCCACCGCAGCUGAGAUGUGCUGAUUGCUAAGUUAUAUAUAUAUAUAUAUAUAUAUAUAUAUAUAUAUUUACUCUAGAAUUAUAUAUAAGAUUUAUGCACUUCAGACUUCUCGUUAGUGUAGUAUGGGCAUGCAAUCAUAGGCAAGUAUCUUACAAGAUACUUAGGACGUUCUUUAUUUAUUUGUAUCAUCAACUUUUACUAAAGAUGGGAAGAUAUAUAUAUGUAUGUAAAAUCUUGAGCGAGUGAGCUACUAGGGUGGUUACGGUUCCUGUUAUAUUAUAUAUAAGCUAGUUCUUGAUAAUUAGCUAUAUGUAAUUAAGAACCUUAUAUAUUAAUCUAUAUAUAAGUAAUGAGAAUUUAUUAAUUAA